GAGCGCAGAGCGCAGAGCGCAGAGCGCAGAGCGCAGUGGCAGGGAUUUCCAUUUUUUUAAAAGCUCGAGGCACUGUUCCGCUUGUGGCCUCUGCUAACGUGAGCUGAAGUUGUGGGCAUUGAUUUAUACAGAAAUAGGAAUCUGGCGCCGCGUGUGAUUGUCAUGGCCGAAAGGGAAGCCACGUCUGGAGCGUCGAAGUCAUGGGCACCGGCGGUGGGAGGCUUCCUGAUAGCUUCCUUCGUCGGCGUGUGUCUCCAGAUUAUGUUCUUCUCGCCCAUAUCCCCAGACCCAGUUCUUGAAUUGCCUUCUGCCAGCUCCUCCUUUCCUGCACUCAACAACGAGUUGCAGAAGCUAAGUAAACUGGGAGAGGGCUUUCUGAAGGGUCCGGAAGAUGUUUGUGUGGAUUCAUCGGCAGGUAUUGUAUAUACCGCUACCAGAGACGGCUGGAUCAAGCGACUCCAUCCCAACGGAUCUUGGGAGAAUUGGAAGAACACCCACUCCCAAACUCUGCUUGGACUCGCCCAAUCCCCAUCCAAGGACGGCGGAAUCCUCGUUUGUGAUACUCUAAAGGGCAUCCUUAAGGUGAAGGAUGAUGGGUUCUCUGUUCUUGUUUCUUCACAUGUGAACCAAACCAGAAUUAUAAGCUUUCCAGACGACGUGGUGGAGGCGGCAGAUGGCAGCCUUUACUUCAGCGAUGCAAGCGCUAAAUUUGGACUGCACAAUUGGUAUUUGGACUUUCUGGAAGCGAAACCUCACGGUCGCCUCCUUAAGUACGACCCUUCCUCAAACCGAGUAUCCACCCUUCUGGAUGGUCUCCGUUUUGCCAACGGCGUUGCUCUCUCCGCAGACCAACGCUAUGUGGUGGUCUGCGAAAGCUUCAAAUAUAGAUGCGUCAAGUAUUGGGUGAAGGGGGAGAAGGAAGGGGAAACGGAAAUAUUGAUCGACAAUCUUCCGGGAUCGCCAGACAACAUAAACCUGGGUUCGGACGGGUCGUUUUGGAUCGCUGUGAUCCAGCCGGUUCGUGAUGGGUGGGAGUGGUUUGUGAGGUGGAAGAUGGGAAGGCACAUUCUGGCGAGUUUUCCGAGUAUGUAUGAGCUGCUUGUCAGCGGCGUAGGGCAGAGAGCAACGGUGGUCAAAGUGGGGGCGGAUGGGAGGAUUGUUAGGAGACUGGACGAUCCUGACGGGAAGGUUAUCUCCUUCCUCACAAGCGCUGUGGAGUUUCGGGAUCAUCUGUACUUGGGAAGUCUCAAGGUCGACUUCCUUGGCAAGUUGCCCUUAUCUUCUUCUCCUGCGGUGUCCACCGCUUGAGAUGCUUCUAAGGGUGAAGACUAUCUUUUGUUAUAAUUCUAGAAUGCUUUUAGUAUAAUUCAUUCCCGUGCUUAUAGAAUGCGACUAAGAUUCUUAAUUUGAUUUUAUAUAGCCAAAAGUGUGUCACAUUUUCAGCUGCAUU
Molecule: messenger RNA, 1450 nt
Organism: Cucurbita pepo subsp. pepo (vegetable marrow)
Lineage: Eukaryota; Viridiplantae; Streptophyta; Magnoliopsida; Cucurbitales; Cucurbitaceae
Source: RefSeq, a predicted model, not a curated record